CUGAUGUCACAAUGCCUAACAGAGCUCCAGGUGACACAGGCUGAUGUCACAAUGCCUAACAGAGCUCCAGGUGACACGGGCUGAUGUCACAAUGCCAUGCGCUGCAUCACAAGCAGAUCUUCCCCGGGGCAGCGGCAGGGCCGGCACUUCCCUGCAGGGCCUGGGCGCUGCUGCAGCACUGCUCAGGGGCUCUGUCCUUCUGCGACCAGGAGUCGAUUCCGGGGCAGCCAGGCUGCUCUGGGUGACCCUCACUGACGCGUGGAGGAGCAGGGGCGCUUUGCAGAGAAUUGUUGGUUGGUUGAGGAGCCUUGUUGGCGGAGGGCAUCCUUAGUUCUGAACUGAGGCUGUCGGCAAGCCGCAUGGAAGGCUGCUGGACUGUGAGCGUCAGCUCAGAGCUGGCCUACGCGUUCCCAACGCUGCUGGAACUCUCUGCUGAAGGUAAGGCUGUCCGGACCCCCUUCCCAAGGCAUCGCGCGGGGCUGCUGGCUGUCCAAAGCCGCAGCUCCUGCUCUCUGUGCUUGGCUGGACGUGGCUGGGGGCUGUUGCGAGAGCCCUGCCCAAGGGUCCCGCUGGGCUCUGGGGACCACGUGGCAGCCAGGUCCCGAGAGCAGAGCUGCCCAGAGCCCCCGCUUCCUUUAGGCAUGCUCGGUCCCCUGUGAUAGGGCAGUCCGAGGCCAGGUUUCCCUGGCAGACGGUGUUUCCGUAGGUUGCAGCUCUGGGAGGAAAGGCAUCCUGUGUCCCAGAGGCUUCCUAUGUCCCCGUUUCCCCCUGGGGCUCCGAAUAAGGCUGAAAUCGGAGCAAAGCCCAGCUCUGGUAGCCAUGGUGGUGCUUUUUUGGGGUGUGUGCGUGUGCCUGCACCGAUCGCUGUCUGUGUGAGGAGCUUGCCAAGCAGCUGUGAAGAGGCUGGCCUGGAGCCUGACUUGUCUUUUCUUUCCUUUGCAGAGAUUGUGGCAGUCUGGGACGCUGUGUCUGAUUACAUCCUGGAACAGAUGAAGCUGGACAAGGGAGUCCUGAUUCCGGGACUCGGGGUCUUUGCUGGGGUCCGAGAGCAAUUCCACAGCAAAGAAGAGGCGCUUUCGGUUCUAAGGCCUGUCUUCCAGCUGGACAUCGGGGUGCUGUGGCUGCAGGAACUCCAGUCUCCCAACGACAUCAUCCCUGACGACGUCAAGAUUGAGCCGCUCAACUACCGGCAGCUCUCGCGAGCCUCCGGCGUCCCGCUGCACUUGGUGCCACGCUGCGUGCGGGAGAGCGUGCUCCUGUACUGUCACCUCCUGAGGAGCAGGGAGCCCGUCUCAUUCGUGUUCAAGAACCUCGGCGUUAUGACCUGCCAAGACGGCUUCCUCCUCAUGAGGUUCUUCUGCAGCUGCGUUGAAACGCUGGAGAGCAAUGCCCCCGUCCUCGCACUGAUCCACACCAGAUUCUGGACAGACGAUUCUGCUGACUUCGGGCCAGAGACCGCUGCCCAUGGCAUCCACGUGUUCCCGAGGUUUCAGCUCACCGUGGAAAAGAGCAGAGCAGAGGCCGCCGCAGAAAAAAAAGCUGCCAUACAGCGGAAGAUGAGUAAAGGGGUCUCUGCCGGCAGGCUGCUGCAGAGGCGGAAGACACUUCCCCCCUCCAUGCUGCUGCAGCGCAAGCCGAGCUCAAGGCAGCAAGAUGUGGCGAAGGAGCCUUCUGGCAGUGCGCUCCCGCCGUGUGCAGGCAGCUCCCGUGGGACAAAGAAAGCGGGACAGAAGGAAACAUCUGCUGCCCAGACCAGCGCUGCACUCCCUGCCACCGAGGAGUCUAAGAGAGCACUGCAGGAGCUCCGCAAAGAGUCUGCCCUGUGGAAAGAAGCAGACCACACGUGGCCCAUGCACCAACAGCAAAUAGAGCGAGCACAGGCAGAAAUGGCGGCAUGGGAAGGCUGGAGCGCAGGGGAGGACCAGCAUCCGCCCCAGCUGCUGGCCAGGGAGAGAGUGCGUGUUCCACAUCCUCCAGCCCAGCCCAGGAGACAGCAAGUGGGAAGGAGAUGGAGGAAGGACGAGGGUCUGCUGCCGGGAAGUAUAAUGGGGACGACGACCAAGCUGACACUGCAUGCUGACCUCCUUUCCCCGCGAGCGGCUCAGGUGCUCCGAAGGUUGGAGCCGCACCUCCAUCAGCAAGAGGUUUUUGCCGGCACAGCAGAAAGAAACCGGCAGAAGCUGGAGCAGAAGCGGCACCUCCUCCGGGCUGAAUGCUCGCACGGCUCCAGAGGGGAAGGUGCAGCCAUCGGUGGUGACCGCGGUGGAGCUCUCGGCACGGGGGCUGGGAAGCCGUCCAGAUUUCCACCUGUGAAUGGAAGAUCGUAGAAAACCAAAGACUCGUAGAACGGCCUGGGUUGAAAAGGGUCUCGAAGAUCACCGCCACCGGGCUGCCCAGAGCCACAUCCAGCCUGCCCUCGGAUGCCCGCAGGGAUGGGGCGUCCCCCAGCUCUCGGCAAGCUGUUCAGCACGUCACCACCCUCCGUGUGAAGAACGCCUGCUGACAUCUAACCAAAUUCUGCCCCCCUUUCACAGUUUAAAACCAUUCCCCCUUGUCCUGUCACCAUCCGGCCUCAUCAACGGCCGUUCCCCCUCUACUCUACAGCCUCCCUUCAAGAACUGGAAGGCCGCAGUGAGGUCUCCCCGGAGCCUUCUCCUCACCAAGCUAAACAAGCCUGGUUCCCUCCACCUUUCUCGACAGGAGAGGUGCUCCAGGCCUCUGAUCACCUUAGGGGCCCUCCUCUGCACUUCAUCCAAGAGCUCUGCGUCUUUCUUGUACCGGGGACCUCAGUUUUGGAUGCAGUAUUCCCAAUAAAAAUGAAUUGGCUUUAUUUCCA
Molecule: messenger RNA, 2836 nt
Organism: Lagopus muta (rock ptarmigan)
Lineage: Eukaryota; Metazoa; Chordata; Aves; Galliformes; Phasianidae
Product: coiled-coil domain-containing protein 81-like
Exons: 11
Coding region: 753-2327 (524 amino acids)
Cellular component (GO): centrosome
Source: RefSeq, a predicted model, not a curated record